Messenger RNA from Phaethon lepturus (White-tailed tropicbird), 2921 nucleotides. It is a transcript of the gene RHBDF1, whose product is annotated as rhomboid 5 homolog 1 (Drosophila). Gene Ontology annotation, biological process: regulation of epidermal growth factor receptor signaling pathway; regulation of protein secretion. Lineage: Eukaryota; Metazoa; Chordata; Aves; Phaethontiformes; Phaethontidae. The transcript has 17 exons. Gene Ontology annotation, cellular component: endoplasmic reticulum membrane. The record is from RefSeq and is a predicted model, not a curated record. Gene Ontology annotation, molecular function: serine-type endopeptidase activity.
GACAAACGUGGGAUGAUGUCGGAGGUGCGACGUGACAGCACAAGCAGUUUACAGCGGAAGAAGCCACCAUGGUUGAAACUGGACAUCCCGGUGCCGGUGCCCGUGUCUGUGCCAGAAGAGCCCCAGCCUGUGCAGCCAACAAGACGUCAGGCCUUUCUCCGAAGUGUGAGCAUGCCUGCCGACAACACCCGCGUGCCCUCCCUGCCUAAUGAGGUGAGGAGACCGGUGCUACAACGACAGACCUCAAUCACCCAGACUAUCAAGAGAGGCACAGCGGACUGGUUUGGCGUGAGCAAAGACAGUGACGCUACUCAGAAAUGGCAGAGAAAGAGCCUCCGCCACUGCAGCUUGCGGUAUGGGAAGCUGAAACCUCAGGUCAUCCGGGAAAUGGACUUGCCCAGUCAGGACAAUAUUUCUCUGACAAGCACAGAGACUCCUCCUCCGCUCUAUGUCGGACCAUGCCAGCUGGGCAUGCAAAAGAUCAUAGACCCCUUGGCCCGCGGCCGAGCUUUCCGCAUGGCUGAUGACAAUGAUGGCUGCAGCAUCCCACACACGCCAAUCACACCAGGUGCCACGUCGCUCUGCUCCUUCACCAGCUCGCGCUCGGGGUUCAAUCGCCUCCCACGACGGCGGAAACGGGAGUCUGUUGCCAAAAUGAGUUUCCGAGCAGCUGCAGCUUUGGUGAAGGGGCGCUCUGUGAAGGACAGCACCCUGAGGAGAGCUCAGAGGCGCAGCUUCACCCCAGCAAGUUUCCUGGAGGAGGACACGGUGGAUUUUCCAGAUGAGCUUGACACUUCUUUCUUCGCUCGGGAAGGAGUCCUUCAUGAGGAGCUCUCUACUUACCCGGAUGAAGUGUUUGAGUCGCCAUCAGAAGCUGCAAUCAAAGAUGCUGAGGUGAAACCUCUGGAUCAGACAGACCUCACAGGAGGUGCCUUGGACAAAAAUGAGCUUGAAAGAAGCCACUUGCUACUCCCACUGGAGCGAGGCUGGAGGAAGCAAAAGGACGGGGCCCUGGCGCAGCCCAAGGUCCGCUUGCGGCAGGAGGUGGUGAGUGUGAGCCCACAGAAGCGUGGCCAGCGCAUCGCCGUACCUGUCAGGAAACUCUUCGCCAAGGAGAAGAGGCCGUACGGCCUGGGUAUGGUGGGGAAGCUGACAAACCGUACAUACCGCAAGCGCAUCGACAGCUAUGUCAAGCGGCAGAUUGAGGACAUGGAUGAUCACAGGCCUUUCUUCACUUACUGGGUCACCUUUGUGCAUUCACUCAUCACCAUCCUGGCUGUGUGCAUCUAUGGCAUUGCCCCUGUGGGGUUCUCACAACAUGAAACUGUUGAUUCAGUCUUGCGGAACAGAGGGGUUUAUGAAAACGUCAAAUAUGUUCAGCAGGGGGACUGAUGGGUGACAUGCAGCCAUGAGGCCCUGAUCCACCUAGGGGCCAAGUUCUCACCGUGCAUGAGGCAGGACCAGCAAGUGCACAGCUUCAUCAGCGCCAAGCGGGAGAAGGAGAAGCACUCGGCUUGCUGCGUGCGGAACGACAAGUCAGGCUGCGUGCAGACCUCGGAGGAGGAAUGCUCGUCCACGCUGGCCGUGUGGGUGAAGUGGCCCCAUCACCCCAGCACACCAAUGCUGGCAGGAAGCAAGAGGCAAUUUGGGUCCGUUUGUCAUCAGGACCCCAGGGUGUGUGAGCAGCCAGCCUCGAUGGAGCCGCAUGAGUGGCCAGAUGACAUCACCAAAUGGCCGAUCUGCACAAAAAACAGUGCUGGGAAUUACACGAACCACCUUCACAUGGACUGCGUGAUUACAGGCCGGCCCUGCUGCAUUGGGACCAAAGGAAGGUGUGAAAUAACCUCUCGGGAGUACUGUGAAUUUAUGCGGGGCUAUUUCCAUGAGGAGGCGACACUCUGUUCUCAGGUGCACUGCAUGGAUGACGUCUGUGGACUCCUCCCUUUCCUAAAUCCAGAAGUCCCUGACCAGUUCUAUCGCCUCUGGCUCUCGCUUUUCCUCCAUGCUGGGAUCCUGCACUGUCUGGUUUCAGUCUGUUUCCAAAUGACGAUCCUGCGGGACCUAGAGAAGCUGGCAGGAUGGCAUCGCAUCUCUAUCAUCUACCUGCUCAGUGGCAUCACUGGGAACCUUGCCAGUGCAAUAUUUCUACCCUACAGAGCAGAGGUUGGCCCUGCAGGAUCCCAGUUUGGGAUUCUGGCCUGUCUCUUUGUGGAGCUCUUCCAGAGUUGGCAAAUCCUGGCACGCCCAUGGAGGGCUUUCUUCAAGCUGCUGGCUGUGGUGCUCUUUCUUUUUGCCUUUGGCCUCCUGCCUUGGAUUGAUAAUUUUGCUCAUAUUUCAGGAUUUAUCAGUGGUUUCUUCCUCUCCUUCGCCUUCCUGCCCUACAUUAGCUUUGGGAAGUUUGAUUUAUAUAGGAAGCGAUGCCAAAUUAUAGUUUUCCAGCUCAUCUUCAUUGCACUCUUCUCAGGACUUGUGAUUCUGUUCUAUUUCUACCCCAUCAAGUGCGAGUGGUGCGAGUUCCUUACUUGUAUACCAUUCACAGACAAAUUCUGCGAGAAAUACGACCUGGACGCACAGCUCCACUGAAAGGCAAAGACUGGCUUCUCGAGCAGGCACUGGAGAUGGACUGUCUUUGCGUUUGCUGUGCCAGUUCCAUGUGGACAAAGCCUCUAAUCCAAUGACACUUCUAACCCUGCCCGUGGUUAAUUUAAACUGUCUCCUUAGCACUUGGCAGGCAUGUUUUGCCUUAUCUCAGAAGACUCUGAAAACGGAACGUUUGUGCCUUGUUCAAUUGUAUUGAACCUUUUCUGCUGCCAUUAUUUUUAUUACACUAGUUUCAAUACUACAUUUUUAACCAGAGUUGUUUACUACUGCUAAGGUGGUGAUUAAACGGUAAGGUAGCGUUUUAGCUACUGUUAAUUGUU